Messenger RNA from Prosopis cineraria, 870 nucleotides. Its product is annotated as aspartic proteinase CDR1-like. The transcript has 4 exons. Gene Ontology annotation, cellular component: extracellular region. The record is from RefSeq and is a predicted model, not a curated record. Lineage: Eukaryota; Viridiplantae; Streptophyta; Magnoliopsida; Fabales; Fabaceae. Bases 1 to 870 code for a protein of 289 amino acids.
AUGAAUUACUUGUUCCCUAAUAAAGCUAGCACCAUAAACGAUGAUGAUCCACGGCCGACUCUGGUUGGCCAAGAUGGAGAAUACAUCAUGGAGUACUCCUUGGGCAAUCCAAUGUUUGAAACAUAUGGUGUCAUCGACACAGGUAGUGACUUUACUUGGUUACAAUGCUUGCCCUGCAUAAGAUGUUUUAAUCAAGGUGACUUGGACUACUUGCAUACUGAUUUUAACGUGGGUCUUCAUGCUGUGGACUGCACAAGCCCACUAUGUAUACAGAUUGUGAAUCCAUCGGUGACAGAAGUCUUAUGUGACGCUGAUAAUUGUCAGUGUAAAUAUAUGAUGGAAUAUUCUGAUGGUUCAACAUCAGCUGGAGAUGUGUUUCAUACUUUACUCAGACUUCAAACAACACCUGGUAACUAUGUGGGAUUUCCUAGGUUCAUAUUUGGAUGCAGUAGAGAAACGACAGGUGAUUUUUCUACAAUAGCUUCUGGCAUUAUUGGCCUCGGAAGAGCACCAGCAUCAAUGAUCUCACAAAUCUAUGACUACAUUGAUGGAAAAUUUGCAUAUUGUUUGGUUCCAAUGGGCCAAGAUGCAGUUAGUGAAAUGAGGUUUGGUCAAAUUGCUGUUAUUUCUGGACCAGGUAUCAUUUAUACUCCAAUGAUUCCGCAAAUCCUGACAAGUGAUAACUAUCAUAUUUUGAUGGAGGGAAUUACAGUGGGAGACGUAUAUGUUCCUUAUUUAGAAGGCGAUAAAGCUGUCCUUGGGACCAUUCUUCAGGCAAAUUUCAUGGUUUCAUUUGACCUUGAAAGGAAGAAAAUUGGCUUCAAGAAAAUGAACUUUAGCUUCUUGGAGGCUCUUGAUCCUCUCUACUAG